AUGUGGAGAGCAGAGCGAGAGUCCGUCCAGAAAUCCGACCGCAUGCGUAGUACAAGUAGUAGUACUAUAAGUAGUAAUAUGAGUGAGAGUAGUAGUAUAAGUUCGAGUAGUAGUAUGAGUGCAAGUAGUAGUAUGAAUGCGAGUAGUAGUAUGAGUAAUAGAACGACUGCGAGUAGUAGUAGUGCGAGUGCGAGUAGUAGUUCGAGUAGUAGUACGAUUAGUAGUACGAGUAGUAGUAUGAGUGCGAGUAGUAGUACGAGUGCGAGUAGUAGUACGAGUAGUAGUAUGAGUGUGAGUAGUAGUACAAGUGCAAGUAGUAGUACAAGUGCGAGUAGUAGAACAAGUGCUAGAAGCGGCACUGUAUCCUCAAGCAGGAAAGCUACUGGCCCCAGUUUUCUAACAAUGCGGCAGGGCCCAGCCCAGCGGGAACCGAGGGGCCCAUCCCUGACAGAUGGAGGAAUUCGUCUCAUUACUAGGGAACCUAUAGUCGGAAGGAAAGCGACUCUAGAGCCCUUCCAUGAGCCUGUCAACAGCUUUGAAGCCACUGCCACCUGCACCAUUGCCUGCCUUCCGGAAUGGUUUCUGCAGGUGGAACAAGAAUUCCUGCUUCGCCACGUCACCUCUCCGCUCACGAAAUAUCGGAUACUGGUGACAAAUCUAUCACCGGAACUUCUACUCUCCGUCGGCGACCUCAUCAACAACCCCGAGUUCAAUUCGUAUGAACUCCUCAAGGCAGCAAUCUUACAGCGAGCGGCGCCCUCCCCACAACACGCUCUCUUCACGUCAACGUCACCGGACGGCCGUACGCCCUCAGAGAUACUACGACACAUGCAGCGCACCCUCGCCCGUGCCGACACACACCUGCCUCCCGAUAUUCUGCGCUCGAUGUUCCUCCAACGUCUGCCGGCGGCAGUUCAGACCGUCCUUUUAGCCUCAGAACUCCCCAUCGAGCAACUAGCAUUGAAAGCAGACGAAAUCCUCGCCAUACAAGCCAGCCCACAAGUCUCAGCCGUGUCCACUACACCGUCUUUAACCCUGGAGUCCCUCGCUACACAGAUCGCUGAACUCACAACCGCAGUUCGACGGCUCGCAGCCCGCGAACCUUCACCGCGUCCCAGGUCCCGCCAUAGCAGCCCUGCAUCGCCACGUGCCUACCGCGACAGCGGACGAGACUUCGCGCCUCAGCACCGUCAAAACUACAAUCGCCGCCGCUCCCCGACUCCAGACACAGGUGCUGAGGUCAGCCUUAUCCCUGCAUCCCACAAGGACAGGACCUCGCCCGCAUCUCGCACGCUGGAGGCCGCCAACAGUUCUCCCAUAAAUGUAUACGGUGAGCGCUCCAUGACACUCCUUUUCAGUGGCGCCCCCCACCCGAAGCUGACGUGGGUGUUCCUGGUCGCCAAUGUACAGCAGCCAAUCCUCGGAGCAGACUUCCUCGCACAUUAUGGAUUCACGGUGGACCUUAAACGGGAGGCCCUCGUACACCAGUCAGGUGCCCGCACCCACGCCUCGUCGGCCCUAGUACGAGUCCCCCGCAUCUACACGGUGCUACCGCCCCUCGCAACAGACCGUUUCCGCAUCGCCAAGGCAGAGUUCGAGCACAUGAGGGACCUUGGAAUCAUACACCCUUCCAGUAGCCAGUGGGCAUCUCCUCUGCACCUCAGUGCACCAUUUUCUCGAAAAUUGACCUCGUCAGAGCGUACCAUCAGAUCCCCAUCGCUAAAGAGGACAUUCCAAUGA
Molecule: messenger RNA, 1740 nt
Organism: Penaeus chinensis
Lineage: Eukaryota; Metazoa; Arthropoda; Malacostraca; Decapoda; Penaeidae
Product: putative GPI-anchored protein pfl2
Exons: 8
Coding region: 1-1740 (579 amino acids)
Source: RefSeq, a predicted model, not a curated record